Messenger RNA from Nematolebias whitei (Rio pearlfish), 471 nucleotides. RefSeq names its product 39S ribosomal protein L48, mitochondrial-like. Gene Ontology annotation, cellular component: mitochondrial ribosome. Bases 29 to 268 code for a protein of 79 amino acids. The transcript has 3 exons. NCBI's taxonomy places the organism in Eukaryota, Metazoa, Chordata, Actinopteri, Cyprinodontiformes, Rivulidae. The record is from RefSeq and is a predicted model, not a curated record.
CGCUCUGCCAACCAAAAGCACAGAGGUGAUGCUGAUGCAGGAACAAAGCACCAAAACCUUCAUCGAUUCCCUUCUGAAGACUCAUGAACGUGUCGUUCAGUUGAGCCAUCUGAACGCCACGUUGUGUUCGGUUUUCAUGGAGGUUCUUUUAAAGAACCAACCAGAAGGAGUUCAGGUCUCUGUGACUGAGCAAACCGAGGCAGAUUUCAACGCACGCUUCAAGACACGCCCAGAAUUGGAGGGACUCAUGGCACAGAUAAAAAAAUAGUUUUUCCCUUUUAAACUCGACCUUUUGACCUUCAAAACUUGGAUUUUUUUUGAGAGGGGGAAAACUGUCAUCUGGACAUAUUUAUUGUCUAUGGUUCUCCAGGAAAAUGCAAAACAAAGUCUGAUCAAUUUAAAAGUUCAUGUUUAAGAACUGUGUUCAUUUAAACAUCUGAAAUAUGAUUUGUAUUUGACGUUAACACAUUU